UGGUGGCUGUGCACUGUGGAUGUCAGAUGCGGUGUAAACUGCGAAGAGGAUCGAGAUUACUGUAUUCUUGAACUCUUUAGAGAAGAUUGGCCGGUGUGAAGAUGUUGUUGUGGCUGCUUGGACCUGCGCUGCUGUCUCGAGCGGCCGGCUUCUAUCUCCCGGGUCUGGCACCCGUCAGCUUCUGUGAGACUGGAAAAGACCAAGUUCCAGACUGCAAGUCGAUCAUUGAGCUGUUUGUAAACAGGCUGGAUUCAGUGGAGUCUGUUCUGCCUUACGAAUAUACUGUGUUUGACUUUUGCUCGGAGAAAACAAUGAAACGUCCAUCUGAGAAUUUGGGACAGGUUCUUUUUGGGGAGAGGAUUGAACCCUCACCAUAUAAGUUUGAAUUUAAGAAACCUGCAGUGUGUCAGAAGGUGUGUACCAAAACCUACGACACCAACAACCCAUCAGACAAAGCCAAACUGGACUUCCUCAAGAAAGGCAUGUUACUCAACUAUCAGCAUCACUGGAUUGUAGAUAACAUGCCAGUAACCUGGUGCUAUGAUGUUGAAGAUGGACAAAAGUUUUGUAAUCCUGGUUUCCCUAUUGGCUGCUACGUCACAGAAGCAGGCCGACACAAGGACGCAUGCGUGGUCAAUUCUAACUUUAAUGAAAAGGAUGCUUUUUACAUCUUUAACCACGUGGACAUUACUAUCCAUUACCACAUUGUUGAACAUGAACAACUCGGAGCACGAUUGGUUGCUGCCAAGAUUGAACCCAAAAGCUAUGAAAACCCUAAUGAUGACAGCCCUGAUUGUUCCGGAGGGCCAAGGUUCCUAAAAAACAAACACACAGGAGUGUUCAAGAUCCCAUACACUUACUCUGUCAACUUUGUGGAAGACAAGAAUAUUCGCUGGGCAUCUAGAUGGGACUACAUCCUGGAGUCAAUGCCUCACACCAACAUCCAGUGGUUCAGCAUAAUGAACUCAUUGGUGAUUGUGUUGUUCUUGUCUGGAAUGGUAGCCAUGAUCAUGCUUCGGACUCUGCAUAAAGACAUCGCCAGAUACAAUCAGAUGGACUCUGUAGAGGAUGCCCAAGAGGAGUUUGGGUGGAAGUUGGUCCAUGGAGAUGUUUUCCGACCUCCCAGAAAGGGAAUGCUGUUGUCGGUUUUCCUUGGCUCUGGAACCCAGAUCUUCAUUAUGACCUUUGUUACCCUUUUCUUUGCCUGUCUUGGAUUCCUCUCUCCGGCGAACCGUGGGGCUUUGAUGACGUGCGCUGUUGUUCUCUGGGUUCUUCUCGGAACUCCGGCUGGAUAUGUGGCUGCUCGCCUCUACAAAUCUUUUGGAGGAGAAAAGUGGAAAACCAAUGUUCUGCUGACAGCCUUCCUUUGUCCUGGGGUGGUAUUUGCAGAUUUCUUUGUGAUGAACUUGAUCCUGUGGGGUGAAGGGUCUUCAGCAUCCAUGCCAUUUGGGACCCUGGUAGCCAUAUUAGCACUUUGGUUCUGUAUCUCAGUGCCACUUACCUUCAUAGGAGCAUACUUUGGCUUCAAGAAGGCAGGUAUUGAACACCCAGUGCGGACCAAUCAGAUUCCUCGUCAAAUCCCGGAGCAGUCAUUCUACACAAAGCCAUUCCCUGGUAUCAUCAUGGGAGGAAUUCUGCCGUUUGGGUGUAUAUUUAUUCAGCUGUUCUUCAUACUGAACUCCAUCUGGUCCCAUCAGAUGUACUACAUGUUUGGCUUCCUUUUCCUUGUCUUUAUUAUCCUGGUGAUCACCUGCUCCGAGGCGACCAUCCUGCUCUGCUACUUCCACUUAUGUGCUGAGGACUACCAUUGGCAUUGGCGUUCCUUCCUGACCAGCGGCUUCACUGCUGUCUAUUUCUUGGUCUAUGCCAUUCAUUACUUCUUCUCUAAGCUGCAAAUCACUGGACUGGCCAGCACCAUUCUGUAUUUUGGAUACACCAUGAUCAUGGCUCUCAUCUUUUUCUUAUUCACUGGUACAAUCGGCUUCUUUGCCUGUUUCUGGUUUGUUACCAAGAUCUACAGUGUGGUCAAAGUAGACUGAAGGAUUCCAACACAAAGCAGACUAUACAUUGCUGGAAUGGCUGGAGGUUGUUUUUUUUCCAUCACUCUCUGGAACAUGCAGCACUGUCAAACUGAACUGAAUAUUAUAACCUGAACCUUCACCUUUGCAUUUCCUCAAGCACAGAGGACUUUCUGCUUCUGACAGAUGACAGUUUCCUUUCUUUCUGUGCCUAUAAUGUUUUUGUGUGAACAUGUGUACACUGGGUUGUAAUUUUAAACAUACAGUAUCAAUCUUGAUGAAAUAAAUAAUAACUGUACGA
Molecule: messenger RNA, 2319 nt
Organism: Chelmon rostratus (copperband butterflyfish)
Lineage: Eukaryota; Metazoa; Chordata; Actinopteri; Chaetodontiformes; Chaetodontidae
Gene: tm9sf2
Product: transmembrane 9 superfamily member 2
Exons: 17
Coding region: 102-2039 (645 amino acids)
Biological process (GO): protein localization to membrane
Cellular component (GO): membrane
Source: RefSeq, a predicted model, not a curated record